CGUACUUGCUUGUGCUUGUGAUAUGCGCAAUAUGCGCUGUUAUGAAACAAGUGCAUGACAAGUGUUCGGCGUGACGAGUUUAUCCGAGUUCAUUGCUUCUCAGUCACCUUACGAAACCCCGGGAAUUGACAUUAGCCCUUGCCCCGCACACCUGCCGAAUUUCGGAGCUGGCUGGCUCGAUACUACGGAUGGUCAGAGCGUGCGGACGGUCAUCUCUUCUUGGAGCCCAGCAGGCAGAUCAAGGAGGAGGGCGUGAGUUUACUCGCUCGGCUAUCUGCCUCGAGAAGGGCUGCAAAGCAAAAACUGUGCUGUAGGAAGAAACCCAAAUGGUUUCGUGAGGACGCCCGCAUUGUGCGGACGAGUGCGCGAGUACGUUGCGAAUGACAGUUGCUCGCCGUACGCAGUGCUAUUAGUUGGUAUCCGCACUACGGCGGCCGUAUCGGUCAUCCACCAUGAGUGUGGAGAACCGUCCUCCGAACUUGGAGAACCUCGACAACUGCGCGUCCAAGCUUCGGCGCGCCGAAGAGGCGGACGCCAACGGCGCGACGAGCGGCGACGAGGCACCGAGCCCGUCGGUGUCACCGUCGAUCGACGACGACACGCCGACGUCUGACGACAUGCCGGACGCAAUGACGGCGUCGUACAGCGAGAUCUACCAGGAGGGAGACGACGAGGACGACGACCUGCUGCCAGGCGAGAUCUCCGACUUGGCCGAGGUGCAGGACGCCACGCAGGGCAUCAACGAGCUCGUCGACCAGAUCAACCGCGAGGAGCGCGAGGGCGGCGCUGCCUCGGCGCGUGCAAACUACAGACCUCAGAGCCUGGGCGUCAAGGUGUCCAAGCCGCACCAAAGUAGCCGUCUUGCCUCUGCGAUGACGGACAGCCAAAUCACCAGCCCUGGCUCGUCCAUGAUGAGUGCCGAGGAGGUGUUUGAGGACUCGCCACUCCAGCGGCACGCUCACGGAGUUGCCGGCGGCACGGGACUGUCCGAACUUGCUGGGACGCUCACAUACGAGGGCGACAUGGUCAGCUUUGUAGCCGAAGACCUUCAGGAGAAGAUCAAGCUAAGCAGCCCCGUCAGCAAGGCAGCAGAGCCGUUUCCUUCGUCGUGCUCCUCCACGUCGAGCCUGUGUCGGCAGAUGUUUGGGCCGCCCAUUGCCCCCAUUGAUCCGAGUGCCUUGGCCGACCUGGAAGAAGAGGCACGCACGGUUGCUGCCUCGGUCGAGACGCUGCUGGAGAGCCUCACCACAUCCAUGCACGGGAUCUCGGCCAUGACAGUGGACUGCAUGAGGCUGUACGAGAGAGGUAUCUCCAGGACUUGCGACAUGGCAGAUUCCAACAUCAAGGCGAUGUACCAGCUGAUGGCCAAGUUUGAAGAGCUGAGCAACUCCAUACGACCGCUGGACGGCCUCGUAGCAGAAGUGAAGAGCAUCAAGAAGCUGCUGGACCACUUCGAGAAUGCCGUGGAGGGCAGGAUCUGAUCAGCAGGAAGAGUGUUGUUGCUGUAACAUAGGAUUCCUUAUUUAUACUUAACUUGCACAAGGUCAAAAUAAAUGGCCCUUACAGCCAA
This is a messenger RNA of Rhipicephalus sanguineus (brown dog tick), 1570 nucleotides long. It is a transcript of the gene BORCS6, whose product is annotated as BLOC-1-related complex subunit 6. The transcript is spliced from 6 exons. The record is from RefSeq and is a predicted model, not a curated record. Gene Ontology annotation, biological process: lysosome localization. Lineage: Eukaryota; Metazoa; Arthropoda; Arachnida; Ixodida; Ixodidae. The coding region runs from base 453 to 1481 and encodes 342 amino acids. Gene Ontology annotation, cellular component: BORC complex.